AUGACCUCCCUCCCCGAGGGUUGGGAGUCGGACUACGAUGGCUCGAGGUGGUUCUUCCGCUACAAGCCAACGGGCGCCGUGCAGUUCAUGUUCCCCAAGCCAGGCGACGAGUUUCCCGAGUACUUUGAUAACUUCGGCCCCGUCGCGCAGAGCUAUAUCCCCACGCCCGAAGAAAGCCUCGAGAGCGACCGCCAGCGGCGCAUGUCAGGCUUACCCCCAAGACGGACGGCCAGCACUGCAUCCCGAACUGGUGCUGCCAGCAAAGAGCCCACCUCCGCAACACUUGGCCGCAGCGACUUUCUCAACUCAUCGUCGUUUGAUAUGUUUGGUGGCUUUCUAGGCCCAGCUUCUUAUACCGACGUGUCUCCCCUCUACGAAGACGAAGAAGACCCGGACCUCAAAGCUGUUGACGACCCCACACAACGAGGCAUCGCCGAGGUCGACAGCACACCUGCCAGCACACUCACCACCCCGAACCUAGUCAACAGUAUUGCCACAGAAAGUGCAGACACAACAGCUGCUGCUGCUGCUGCUGCCACCACAACCCUGCCACCCAACACCGAGCCGGUCAUUAUCCACGAGCUCCCGGACGCUCUGGCGCUUGGCGGUCGGCACUACGCCUCCGAUCCCGUCGGCAACAUCUCGGAGCUGGCCACGGAACAAACACCUCUCGCUGAAGAAGAAUCCAACCCACCGCCCGUCGAACUUGACAGUGGGCCCAUCCCGCCUGGUCCUGCAGAGCUACCACACGAGCCCAUUGUCACGACAGCUGCACCCAUCGCGCCACCGCCAGUUGCGGCCACAGCUGCGGAGCCCAACGAGGCAACAACCGCUUCUGCCGAGAAGCCGCCUGCCAGUGACGAUACAGGAACCACACCACCUCCUCAGCCGACUCCAACGCCCGUGGCCAGCGUCUCUGUGCUGCCUGCUCAAGCAUCAGCUAGCCAGACAAGUGAAAAGAAGGACAUUGUAGGCACAGCACCAGCCCAAGCUACCCAAGAAGGUACCGAAGGAGCUGAAUUGGCAACACCCCAGGCUGGAACGAAAGACGUCCAAGACUCACAGCCUGAGUUGAUGCCAGCACCGCUCCGCCUGUCUCGCCAAGGUAGCCCGGCGUCGCUUGCUUCUCCUCUAUCUAUGCCAGCUGUUCCCAACACGCCCAAAUCUACCCCAGCCGUGAUCAACCAGAUUGCACAGGCCCUCGCGCCUAACAACUCCGCUUCCUUUGGUCUUACGGCAGCAAACGAAGCCAUUCCAGCUCCGUUACAGCCAAGAUCACCACCUCCUCAAGCUUCUACAUCUGCUUUCAGCAUCCUCUCAACCUCCGAAACCUCAUCUUCGAUGCUGCCGCCUGCGCCGGCAACUGGAACGUCCGGAGCUGGGCCAGCUUUACCGCCUCCACUUGGUGUGGUCGUCGGAUCCGAAAGUGCCCCUUCAAGCAAAGAAAUCUCCGCACCGGCGCCCCCAACGGGUACAGAUACAGUGGCCCACGUUGUCUCACAGCCGCCGCCUCCCACACCCGUCGUGAUGUCUGCCAACUUUGCCAGCACCGCACCGAAACUGAUGUCGCCGGUCAACACACCACCUCCCGUUGCCGGCCCCACCCGUGUUCCGAGCGUAAAGGCGCCCCCGAGCGGGCUUGCGUCGAUCGCCGAAGCAUCGUCGGGCCUCAUACUGGCCGCCGAGGAGCAUCAAACGCCCCAACCACAGGCACAGCCGCCUGCCGCCGCGCCACCCCAGGUCCAGCUAUCGUCUCCGACUUCGACCUUUGCAGCUACACCUUCCGCUACGCCGCCGCCAAUCGUAACUGCUACCCAACCGCCCCUUCAGAACCGCAUCCAGCGCAAGCCAACUGUGCAACGCAAAGCUGUUGGUGGAGGCUCGGGGGACGCAUCGCCUCGGUCUGCGAGCGCUCAAUCGCCACAACUUACUGCCUCGGCCGUCCCCGGUACCUCCUCGGGCCCUGGUCCCGGCCCAGGUCCAACAAUUCUCCCUCACCGCAUGUCCGUCUCGUCCGUCUCAAACCAACAAUGGGGAGUUGCCGUCGACCAGCUCGGCCAGCAACCCAUCCAGCCCAUCCAGUCCAUUGCCUUGCAACAAUCUCCUGCGUCGGCCCCAGCGCAGCCUGCCUCCUUCACGGCUGAUCAGCAGCGCGUGCACACGCCCGCCCAAAGCAUUCACAGUGUCCAUAGCGUCCCGAGCCAGAGCAGCCCCCAACAAACGCACCAGUCGCCGGCCCUGUCCGUCAAUUCGAUGCACCGCAACUCGGUGGCUGGCUCGGUUACGACACCAUCUCCAUCCGCCCAGCAAACGCAGCCAGUGCCCCAGCGCAUGUCCAUGUAUGCUGCUCCAGGUCAAAUACCGUCACCAAUGGCUGGUGUGGCCCAGCCUGCCCUGGCUGGCUACAACCCUCAAGCAUUCCACCCGCCAGUCCAGCCUCUCCAAGCCGUGCAGCAGCCACAGUCGCUGCCACAGUCGCAGCCCGGGCAGUCAGGGGUUGCUUCCCAGGCUUUCCCUGGCGCACUCCAACAAUUCCAGCCAGUACCGGGUACGAACCCCGGCCAGCAGGCCCAUCCGGCGCACCGCAUGUCCCUUCCUGGCCAGCUGCCAAGCCAGCAGACACAGCAGCCUUUCUUUCCUGGCCCACCUCUGGCCAUGGGCGGCAUACCACCUCCGCUGCCAAACCGUUUCGCGACACCACAACAAACGGGACAGCAAGGCCAGAUACCACAUCCUGCCCAGGCACCGGUUCCGGCUGCGGCUCCAGGCGCCCAAGUGACACUAAGUACAGCGGGUAUACCGCUUGCAGCUGGCACCCAGAACCCGCAGCCUCCCCCUCUGCACCACAGCCAGACGGCACCGGCGGCUGUUCCUCAAGUGCACUCUCAGCUGCCUCAGCAAGUACAGCAGCCGCAGCAUACCCUGUCGCCCGGGUUUACGCACCCACAACAUGCCCAGACCAUGCCUCUGCCGGGACAACAAGUACCCGGCCAGCCUCAGCCUGCCCAACCUCAACAACCCGCUCAGCAGCUGUUUGUUAUGGGUCCCAAUGGUGUGCUUGUUCCGUACCAGCCGCAGGCACAGCAGCAGUUUGCUACGGCUCCUGGUCAGGCCCCGGGACAAGUACACACGGCGCCGGCGCCGGGCCCGGCGUACCGCCCAUUUGCUGCACCCCCAACCGCGCCUACUGGUACAGCGCCUCAGCGUGGCCAAAUGACAGUGGGCACGGCUCCAAACCGACCGGGUGCUGUUGCCUCACCGUCACCCACCACCAACAACGCUAACAGCGGUGGCAGCGGCAGCGGCCUUUUCUCCAAAUUGAUGAAGAACCCGGCCGUCAAGCGCACUGCGUUUGCCAUUGGCGGCGCGCUGGUUGGUGAGAGCAUCGGCAUGUCGGGCGCCGCCGGCGCCCGCAUCGGCACCACUGCCUACUCGACGCACCAGCAGUACAAGCGUCAGUCGUCCCAGCAGGACGCCAUGCAACAGGCCGUGCAAAAAGCGCAGGCCGACGCAGCCGAAGCCCAGCGCCAGGCGCAGAUCCAGAUCCAGCAGGCCAAGCAGCAAGCCGAAGCGCAAAUCUACGCGGCGCGGCAGAUGGCCGCCACAGGCGCCCCCCCGCCACUGCACACAACACACACGGCGCCCGGCCAGAUGCAGCACGGUGUCCCGCCGGGUGGUACGCCCUCUCAGGCCGCACCAGUGACACCGCAACAGCCAUACAUUCCCGGCCAGCCCGUGGCGUCUGUCCAACCCGCCCCCAGUCAAGCCGCGCCCGGUCAGGCAGCUCCCGGCCAACAGGUGCCAGGGCAGCCUUUACCAGGCCAGGCCGGUCGGCCGCCUAUGCCUACGAGUUUCUCAGCGCCUCCGGGACAAGUUCCGCACGCUGCGGCACCCGGUAUGCCUGCGCAGACGCCUCCUGGGUUUGCCCCCGGUGGUGCUCCGCCCGGUAUGCGCGCUGUGCCAGUUGCGGCACCUGGUGCGGCUCCCGGUGCUACUCCCGGCGCUGUUCCUGGCGCUGCUCCUGGUAUUGCAUCCGGCUUCCUGGAGUGGUCCCUGGAGCUGUCCCUGGGGCUGCUCCGGGGGCUACUCGUGUUGUUGUUCCUGGUGCCCCUCCUGGUACCGUUCCAGCGGCUACUUCUGUUGGACCUCAACCAUACAUUCCUGGUACUACAGCCCCAGCUGCCCAAUUUCAAUCUCAGGGCGACCGAGCGGCUGGCCGUGGUGGCCCCCCAGGUGCUGGCCGUGGUGCCUCAGGUGCUGGCCGUGGUGCCCCAGGUGCUGGCCGCGGUGCGCCCAGUGCUGGCCGUGGCUACGGUACAGCACCUGGCGCCGGUCGUGGCUAUGGUCCCGGUGUCUCGGCAGGUCGUGGCGGUGGCGCUGUGGUAUAACCAGCAAGCAAACAACCCGUACGAGGCGAUCCUGCAGCAGCAGCAGCAGCAGUCCAACCAAUUUAUGAAUAUAUUGCAGCAAUCGCAAGCCCAGACGAACAACAAUUUCAUGAACAUUCUGCAGCAGCAAACGCAGAACCAGCCGACGUUUUUGCUGCCAACAACCACGCCUGCCGUACCUGUGUUUGAUAUAAACUCGAACACACAGAUCAACAUUGACGUCAACAACACAAGCGGUGUCGGCGGCUGGGGCGACUCGGUCAACUACUCAGGGGACGACUGGGGCGCCGACACGGGUGACGCAGGCGCCGACACGGGCGCUGACUUUGGAGGUGAUUUCGGCGACACUGGCGGUGACUUCUGA
Molecule: messenger RNA, 4752 nt
Organism: Sporothrix brasiliensis 5110
Lineage: Eukaryota; Fungi; Ascomycota; Sordariomycetes; Ophiostomatales; Ophiostomataceae
Exons: 4
Coding region: 1-4752 (1583 amino acids)
Source: RefSeq, a predicted model, not a curated record